This is a messenger RNA of Rhododendron vialii, 738 nucleotides long. RefSeq names its product mitochondrial import inner membrane translocase subunit TIM10. The record is from RefSeq and is a predicted model, not a curated record. NCBI's taxonomy places the organism in Eukaryota, Viridiplantae, Streptophyta, Magnoliopsida, Ericales, Ericaceae. Gene Ontology annotation, cellular component: mitochondrial inner membrane. Gene Ontology annotation, biological process: protein insertion into mitochondrial inner membrane. The transcript is spliced from 6 exons. The coding region runs from base 197 to 454 and encodes 85 amino acids.
UCAAUCUAAAACUAAAAAUCUCUCCAUAGAAGCCGCUUCCGCUUUCGUUCCCUAAAACCCUACAUCACAGAGUGCGUCAGUCAUCGUAAGAUCUAGGGUUUCGGAAAUCGCCGGUGAAUGCUAAAUUUUUUACGUUCAAAUACAAUAGUUGUCAUCCUCUUCUUCUCAACCCGCAGAGAGUACAAUUGCUAUAACUAUGGCUGCCACCAAUAAUACCCCAACACAACUGGACAAAGACCAGAUCUUUGGUAUGGCAGAAAAGGAGAUGGAGUACAGAGUUGAAAUGUUCAACAAGCUAACCCACACAUGUUUCAACAAGUGCGUUGAGAAAAGGUACAAGGAAGCGGAGCUAAACAUGGGUGAAAAUAGCUGCAUUGAUCGCUGUGUUUCGAAGUACUGGCAGGUGACCAAUCUCAUUGGGCAAUUGCUCGGUUCCAAUCGGCCUCCAAUGUGAAUUUUGUACAUGCUCUUCCAAUCAGCAAGCGGCUGCCAUGGAAGACCUGGAGAUUUUGUUUACCUUUUCCUUCGUGCCUUGCCUACAUUUUCUUAGCGGAUGGUAGUUUGUUGUUUACAAAUUUUCUGAUGGAAUAUAAACUAAUGUCAUUGUUUCAACAUGCUUACAUGGGUAUAACUUGAGCCUUUUAUAUUAUUAAAGUUAAGGCUAUUAGAUAUCAUGGCUGUUUUGUAUCUUGGAACAUCGAAUGAAAUAAAUACUGCCAUGGGAGACCUGGAGUUUUU